CAUUUUCAGUAAUACUUAUUGAAACACCCAGUCUAAUCUGAAUUUUACUUUGAAAGUUCCCACCGGAUGUCCCGUGUGUUAUCAUUUGAGAGUAGCUUGAUUGGUGAGAAAUCAGAUCCUGAAGUUGCGUUAUGAUAAUGGGCUGGUGGAGAUGUGAUCUGUAAAAACACAAUCUUUUGACAUGAUGUUCCUUUAAUCCGAUAACAACCGGGUGGUGAAUUGGUUCAUAAGCCGAAGCAAGUUAGAUCAGGUAAUUUUGCUGACGACAUCUUACUUUUUGGAGGCCUGGGGAAAAACACAGUUAAGCUAACGAUAAAGCCACCAUGUCGUGGGAAGAAAUGCCUUGUUUUCUGGCCUCGCGUCUGUGUUCGCCUGUACCCCGUUCGACUGCUCUCUGAUCCCAUUGGACAACAAAACAAACAGAGCUUGCUAGCUUCCGAGCCAUGGCGGACAGCUUUGGAGAAGAGUCCAGCGGCGGCGCCCUCGGCUUAGGCGUUACCGGUCAGGGCAGCGGAGCUUCGUUGCAGCCGACUUUGGCCAAUUCUCUCCAGGGGGGGAACGCGGCAGCCACCGGUGUUCACUCCGGCUCCAACCCGGCCUCUCCUCCUCCUGCUGCGGCCGCGCAGAGUGGCUUAACCGCUGUGGUGGCCCCUAUGUCCGCUGUCACUGCUACACCCAUCGGUUUUGGGAACACAUUCACCCCCGGCACCUCGCCACCAGUCGUAGCCGUGUCUCCAACCGUACACGCCUCCUCGCCUCUCCCCGGUAUAGGGCUAGGGGUGGCCGGCGUGGCAGGAGCGGGCCUCCUGUCUCAAAUCCACGCCACUUCCUGGGACCCGACCCUCAGUACGGACUGGGACAACGAGAAGGCUUCCCAGCAGUGCAUCCUGAGGAUAAAGAGGGAUAUCAUGUCCAUCUACAAGGAACCUCCACCAGGGAUGUUUGUUGUCCCUGAUCCUCAAGACAUGACCAAGAUCCAUGCCCUGAUAACAGGGCCAUUUGACACACCAUAUGAGGGCGGCUUCUUUCUCUUCCUGUUCCGCUGCCCCCCCGACUACCCCAUCCACCCACCCCGGGUCAAACUCAUCACCACGGGACACAACACUGUACGCUUCAACCCCAACUUCUACCGUAAUGGCAAGGUUUGCCUCAGCAUCCUGGGAACAUGGACAGGCCCAGCAUGGAGUCCGGCCCAGAGUAUCUCAUCUGUCCUCAUCUCUAUCCAGUCUCUAAUGACGGAGAACCCCUAUCACAAUGAACCUGGCUUUGAACAGGAGCGCCAUCCAGGAGACAGUAAGAACUACAACGAGUGUAUCCGCCAUGAAACCAUGAGGGUGGCUGUGUGUGACAUGCUGGAAGGGAAAGUGCCUUGCCCUGAAGCUCUGUGGAGUGUGAUGGAAAAGUCCUUCCUAGAAUACUAUGAUUUCUACGAAGGAGUCUGCAAAGAGAGACUGCAUCUACAGGGACAGAACAUGCAGGACCCAUUUGGCGAGAAGCGAGGUCGUUUCGACUACCAGGGUCUACUGGCUCGCCUCAGUGCCACUCACAGGCGAAUACGGGAGAAAAGCCUGGCGGAGGAAGACCGCAAUGAUGAAGAAUCAGACUCAGACACCAGCUCCUCAGGGACGGACCCUGACAGCCAGGGUAGCUCCCAGCCCUGACUCUCUGGAUGGUGCUGGACUCAAAGCCAGGCCAAGAACUAAAGACAAGGGGAGCUUUUUUGUUUUGUUUGCAGUGGAGGAACAAAAAACAGAAGAGAACGUAAUGCCUAUGUUUAAGGCUUUAGUAAGUCCAGGGUCCAGGUUUGGAAUCAAGCUUCUGCUGUUUGGAUGCUGCAGAGAAAGAAGAAAUGGUUGUGCUCUAUUGUCACCAUCAACACCAACCGCUGGUCAAAUGCAGGCAAAUUCAGCCUGGAUUGGUGUAUUUGUGCUACUUUUGUAGCUAACCAGCUCUCAUUUUGAUGUCCUGUUGAUUCUAAAACUCAAGAUGGCUGCUCAAAUACCUGAUGGGUUUUGAGAUAAACUGGCCAUUAUUGCUUGUGAAAUGUUAGUUUAAUGUCUCAAACCUUUAAAUUCACACUGUAGAAAUGGGUAUAUAUAUAUAUAGUAACAAUCUAAAGAAGCUGUUACACUUUGAUCCACAAGUCAAACAGAAAUUUAGUUUUUUAUACUCUUGUCCCCAAGGAAAGACUAUCUGGUAAGUAUCUACAAGGAGAAGUGGAGGCAGGUUUGGACAAGAUGAAUAAACCUUGGCCUGAGUUGGCUGGAGCAGUGAAUGAUGAUGGUGUUCAUCAGAGCAGUCUCUCCUUCCAAGUAGCCAAAUUUUCUUUGAAUUCAAGACGGGAGAAAGGAAAGAGGGACCUUACGUAAUGGAAGGUAGUUGGAGGAAGUGAACAUUAGUCAAGGUCUUGAGAGUCUCGUGCCUUGUCUCCUCUGGCCAGGGUGAAACCAAACUACACCUCUUUCAGACUGGACCUCAGCUGCCUCCACAACCAGGCCACAUAAAACAAUUAGCGGCUCUCGAUACUAAAUACAAUGAUUCUUGUGUAUUAUACAGAAGGUUCUGCUUAACUUUCAUUUCUGAUAGUGCUGUUGAAGAAAACAGUAAAUCUGUUUACCAGAGAAGAAACCAUUAGAGAAAUGGCAGUUUCAUUGACAUCCACCUUUAUACCCUGUAUGUUGUUUUCUCAUUGUUUUUCUCAUUUGCUGUGUGUAGCGUGUAUUGUUUAUUUGGAAACCCUUCUGUUGUUAGGGUUUCUGGCUCUUGUGAUUAAUCAGUCAAGAUACAAACAAAACAAUCCUGUGCUUUAGCAAGAUCCAUCUGGGCUUGGGGAAACUAAUGAAGGCAAGACAAUUUGUUUACACUGCAAGUAACUCAGUUGCUCUGCUCUGUCUGAUUGAGGGCCUGACCAAAGGCUUUGGUUGCAUUGAUAGAGCGGUACACAUGACAGCCAAGCAAGUCUUAUGUUUUUUUACAUAAUUUCAUUUAACACUUUUAGAUGUCAAAUACUUUGUUGUUGAAAAUAAGUAGAAAAACCCAAAGGAAUAGCAGUAAUUUCAUAAGCAUCCUUUUCACCACUAGAUGUCAGGCUUGACACAGAUCGGGUCUGAUGUUAAGGAAUCGCAUAAAUAGGGUAAAGAAGGCAGUGAGGAAAUCUGAAAGAUUUUCACAGGUGACAGCUAAUUUGGUCCAUGCACACACUGGCCAAGCUUCACUGCUCAACAACACAGGAAACAAAAAGAGUUGUUGACAGGCAGCGUUGCUUGAAGUCUGAACACAGUGAGGGGUGCUCUCUAGGAAAAGAAGGAGGCAGAGUUUAUAGGGCUUUCAGAGAUGAAAACACUUGUAAAGGAUAGGUUCUGAAUUUUUCAAGUCUAUGUUAAUUCAGUGCUCCGAUGCCCAUAUGUACAUUGAAAGUGUUAUUGGUUGCUGUAAUCAUUCCACCUGCUCACACUGGCUGUGAAGAGAUCUUUCUUGCUUGACUCAACUGUAAAAGGUAGAAGAAAAUCUACAGUCCUCAUUCCAGUUCAGCUGAAGCUAAUGAUACUUCAGCAAUCUGAGUUACACAAAUCAAGUCAGCAUCUUCAUCUUGGUAGUCAAGUGCAAGUUUAUUUAACAGACAAAUAUGACAGUGGCAUCCUCUCAUGCAACUCUCUGCCAGAAAAUGAAUAAACGAAUCCUAGAGAGCACCCCUCGCAUUUUCCAAAAAGUCAACUUUUCAUUUAAGCUUUUCUCAUACUCUUUUCAAGAAGCUUGAACGUGAGACAAGUGGGUCAAAUGAAUGACAACAGCUUGUUGCAGCUCCUCUCUGCCUUCCAUUGACCUUCAGUGUCUGCCUUUAGCUGUCUACAGCCAUGUUAAUGGAGAGAAGAAUAGUUUGCCUGAGCUGUCAGCAUUUUGUCAAACCCUAGGCCUACUGCCAGGGGUUGUUUGCUUGAGAUUCAAAUCGGAUUACUAAUACAGGGCAUUCCUUUUUCUUUCUUUUUAUUAUGUUAUAGAAUGUUUUAUAUGAGAAGCAGCUCCUAGCAGAAUAUAUGUGAUGGCCAAAAUGUUGAUUGCAACAGACUUCCUGAAGUAGAAGUGAAGAGAUCACAUUGCUGUUUGGUUGUGUUGUGUUGUGCUUAAAGCAGGGUUCUUCUGUGACUCUGUGAAGGUUGGAUUACUUACAGAAAUGAUCAUUUCCAGGUCUUGAAAAUGUUGGUAUUGUACAAAAGUUCUGCAAAAGUACAGAAUAAAAAGUUGUUCA
Xiphias gladius (swordfish) is the source of this 4246-nucleotide messenger RNA. RefSeq names its product ubiquitin-conjugating enzyme E2Z (gene ube2z). Gene Ontology annotation, biological process: negative regulation of apoptotic process. The record is from RefSeq and is a predicted model, not a curated record. Lineage: Eukaryota; Metazoa; Chordata; Actinopteri; Istiophoriformes; Xiphiidae. Bases 444 to 1661 code for a protein of 405 amino acids. Gene Ontology annotation, molecular function: ubiquitin conjugating enzyme activity; cysteine-type endopeptidase inhibitor activity. Gene Ontology annotation, cellular component: nucleus. The transcript is spliced from 8 exons.